Messenger RNA from Puccinia graminis f. sp. tritici CRL 75-36-700-3, 1372 nucleotides. RefSeq lists its product as uncharacterized. The record is from RefSeq and is a predicted model, not a curated record. The coding region runs from base 92 to 925 and encodes 277 amino acids. Lineage: Eukaryota; Fungi; Basidiomycota; Pucciniomycetes; Pucciniales; Pucciniaceae. The transcript is spliced from 3 exons.
GUUGGUGACUUCUUCUUUUCUCCUCCAAGAACUCGGUUACGAUCCGGCUCGGCAUCAAUAAUAUAACCGUUCCGAAGAACUUUGCUCAAGAAUGAACGGCGGGGCUCAGGAGCCCCAUCAGGCCAUGCCUCAGGAUUAUCCUUCAUCCUAUCCUCAGUCCUUCCAAGCUCAGUUGCAGCCUCAGUUGUUCUCCAGACCUCCCUCUCAGCCUCCUCCGCCGGUCAUCACGUCAUCUCAACGGAUACAGCAGCAGCAUCAAGUCCUCAACCCAGCCACCCUAGCGAACCAACCCACACAAGCUUACCAAGCCUAUCCAUCCUCCCACCCUCAUCCUCAGCAGUUCAACAAUUAUCAGAUGGCCACCGUCGCCCCCGGUCAGCCCAACUUCCAGCCUCAUUCUAAUCCACAGCAGCAUGCGAUACCCAACUAUAAUCAUACGGCAGUCUAUGGCAAACCCAGCCAAGUCCCCCAUCAGCUGUCCCCUAAUCCACCAGCACCACCGAUCAUGGUACGAGCCUCGCAACAGCAAAUGGCUCAGCAUCUCCUCAACUCACAAACCCAUAUCAGAUCACAGCGUAUCGCCCAACAGCAGCAACUAAUCCAUCAACAACGCCAGGACGAGCAAUUCUUGGCGACCUGCGAACCCUUGGAGUGCUUCGCCACCCGAAACUCAGCAUUGCGUCGAUAUACCAAUAACCACGUGCACAUGAACUCGGUCGUCGGCACUCAUUGGACAGUCAAUCAGCUACUCAGAGAGGAUCACAUUCGUCUGGUUUCCAAACGUAAAAACAUCGACCCUUCUCCUUCCGAUUCUAUCAAACAGCGUAAGGAACGCUUAAGACAAAAGAUACGCGAAAUCGAGAAAGAGAUCGAAAGCUCCGAACGAAUCUAUCAAGCCCAACUGGAUCGGAUUCAGUCAUCAUGAAUUGCGUCUCUUUCUUUGCCUUUAUUCUGCUCCCGAAUCUGGUGCCCAUAAUGCAUGUCAGACCUGCAAGUCAGACCCUGGGCUGUUUUACAGAUAGCUUGAUCCAAUGACCUUUGUACAAAUUGAAAAAAAAGAAAGAAUUAUUCGAUGUAAUAGGUGAAAUGCAAGUAAAUAUAACUGUAGUGUUUUAUUCGUCUUCUUCUAUCCUUCUUUCUUCCUUUCUCAGAUGUUUCUGUCCGUUCGCGAUCCUUUUACUAUUGAUUUUUUUUCUGUUGUAAAGUUUACAAUGUGAAGCGCAGGUGGGACAGCAAAAUCUGGUCUGGCGUCACUCCGCCUGUCUGCCACCAGUUGAGCCGGUGGCUUCGGAAUGGUCUAUGUUAUAUGUAUGCGUGUAAUAUCCGUCCAUGCCAACAUAACGGUAUGUACACCCAGAAAAGAAGUAAGAAG